Molecule: messenger RNA, 2364 nt
Organism: Effrenium voratum
Lineage: Eukaryota; Dinophyceae; Suessiales; Symbiodiniaceae
Source: the annotation of a GenBank genome assembly
AUGGAGCUGGUGAGAUCGCUGAUGAGUGGCCUGCAGGUGCCGCAGCACUACGACAAGGUCUACAAAGACGAGUGCAUCUACACUUUUGAUACUCCUUUCAGUGAAGGCGGCCUGGCUGUGAACCUGCGCACCUGGCAGGGUGUGGCUGCAGAUAUGCUCGACCUCGACGUGCAGAGAGGCGGCAAAGGCGGGCUCUACCUUCUGCAGAAGUUCCGUCGCGAGGAGAAGCCCAAAGACCCAGAUGCAAAAGAGCCCACAAAGAUGGCCAUUGGAGUGGAGGGCGGCUUCCUCGAUGACAAGUGGGAGAUCGUGAAGGAGUACUCCUUGAUUGCCAUAAGUGCAUCUGGGGAGCGCCACACCUUGCCAUAUCCCAGCGUCGACCUGCCGAUGAUCGUUUCGGAUGUCUGCGAAGCGAUCGUGAAGCAUCAGGAAGCAGCUUUCAUCGGCGCCCGCGAUGGGAAGCCUGCGAGCCUUCCAGUCCCUGUCACAGCCAUGGUGCGGCAAUUCACCGGCGUGGCGGACGUGGCGGGUGUCUCCGAGCAGUCCGAGCAGCCGGAGCGCAUUGCUUUUGCGAACCAGGCAGAGCUGAUCCUCAGCUUGGUGGGGUAUGCCGUGGGGGUGGGAAAUGUGUGGCGCUUUCCGUACCUCACCUACACCUAUGGUGGAGGCGCAUUUCUGAUCCCUUACGCCCUGAGCCUCCUGCUGCUGGGAGUGCCUUUGUUCGUGCUGGAGCUGGGCAUGGGUCAGCUGACUCGGCGCGGCACGCUGGGCAUGUGGACGAAGAUCGGGCUGCCGCGCUGGCAGGGAGUAGGCUUGGCUGCCACGGUCUGCACCUUUUUGGUGGGGCUGUACUACAUCACCAUCCUUGCUUGGACCAUCUACUACCUGGGCCGGACCUUCGCGGCAAUCCCCUCGGGCAAGCUGCCCUGGAGCGAUGAGGCGGAAGGCGCCACCUGCCCGAUGAUGGAUCUCUACCUCCACCAGAGCGCAGUGGACAGCCCCUUCCUCAUCGACAGCAGCACCGGGCUGCUGAAUUCCACCUACGCCGCAUCGGUGUGGUGCAAGGCUGUUGGAGCGCCACCGGCCGACUAUGUCAUGAAGACGAUUCAGCCGACCAGAUGCCCAGCGCAAAUGGCGAAGAUCUUCUGGGAGUCCGCGCUGCAGCAGUCCCCCGGCCUGGACCAGCCGGGAGGAUUGAAUCCGGGCAUCCUGAUUUCCAUGACCAUCGCCUGGUUGCUGAUUUGGCUCAUUGUCUUCAACGGCGUGAAGUCCAGCGGCAAGGUGGUCUACGUGACCGCGACGCUGCCAUACGCGUGCCUGGCGAUUUUUCUGGUGCGAGCGCUCACUCUGCCCAACGCCCUGACGGGCCUAAACUUCCUCUUCGCUGCAGACUUCUCCCACCUCUCGGACCCACAGGUCUGGAUCCACGCCGCAGUGCAGAUCUUCUUCUCCCUGGGCGUGGGCUACGGCUCCAUCGUGGCUUUCGGCUCCUUCGGCAAGAAGUCCGCCAACUUUGUGCGGGACGCCAGCGCGGUAGCCAUCACCAACUGCGGCACUUCGAUGAUCGCCGGCUGCGUGGUCUUCCCAGUCUUGGGCUUCCUUGCCCAAGAGCUGCAUGAGACAGAUCCCUGCAUUGCUGGCGAUAGCCUGGACAGCCUCAAGUCCAUUGGACUGUCGGGCACAGGACUGGCCUUCGUGGCGUUUCCCAUUGCCGUGUCGCAAAUGCCGGGCGGCUUCUUUUUCGCGAUUCUGUUCUUCGUCAUGAUGCUGAUCCUCGGCAUCGACUCCCAGUUUGCCUACAUCGAGACUGUGGCCACGGUGCUCUCCGACGCGGGCUGGGGCGAGCGCCUGCCGCGGUGGGCCCUCUCAGGCUUGAUUUGCUUGGUGUCAUACCUCAUCGGCUUGAUCUUCGUGUGCAGAGGCGGCAUCUACUUCCUUGAGCUGUUCGACAACUAUGUGAGCAUCUACGUGAUGUUUGCCGUGGCCUGCUUGGAGUGUGUUGGCUUGCUCUGGACACGUCGGGGCAAGACCUGGGAGCAGUUCAAGGCUUUGUGCGUGGAUAGCACUGGCAUGGAGCUGGGCCGAAUCUGGGAGAUCUCCUGGGGCUAUGUCUGCCCUGGGCUCUCUGCGGUGCUGGUGGUCUUAAGCAUCACCCCACCGUUCGGGAAGCUGGACGUGAUGGGCGCCCGCGAAUCCAAGCACUUCCCUGAAGGCACUGGCUACUUUCCCGAGUGGACCAUUGCCCUUGGAUGGGUGAUCGCUUCCUUGCCCAUGGCAGCGAUGCUGGUUGUAGCGAUACGGCCAAGCAUCCUGAAGACAACGAGCCGCGAGGGCUCAACCAUUUUUGACGAUAUUCCCAAAUAA